UCUCUGUUCGGUAGGUUGUCUAAAAAAAAAACCUCGCCGCCGGAAAAAAAAAAAUGGACGGAGGAGGAGGACCAAAUCAAACGAUUCUCAGUGAAAUAGAACGUAUGCCUGAAGCUCCACGUCAACGUAUCACUCACCACCGUCGAGCUCGUUCGGAAACUUUCUUCUCCGGCGAAUCAAUCGACGAUCUCUUCUUAUUCGAUCCUUCCGAUAUCGAUUUCUCUUCCCUUGACUUCCUCAACACUCCACCACCACCACAACCACAACAACCACCGCAACAACAAGCUUCUCUUAUGUCCGUUGAUUCGCCUUCAGAAGAAACCUCAUCCAACGGUCUUCCUCCUAAACCUGAUGGUGCUCGAUUCAGUCGACAUGUUCGUAGCUUCUCUGUUGAUUCUGAUUUCUUCGAUGAUGUUACUGAGGAUCAGUUCGUUGGUAAGUCUUUAGAGGAGAAGAAGAAGAAGGGUAGUAGUCAUCAUAGUAGAAGUAGUUCUAUGGAUGGAGCUACUAGCUCUGCUUCGUUUAAUCUUGAAUCGAUUUUAGCUUCUGUGAGUGGUAAAGAUGGUGGUGGGAAGAAGAAUAUGGGUAUGGGUGGUGAUAGACUUGCUGAACUUGCUUUGCUUGAUCCUAAAAGAGCUAAAAGGAUUUUGGCGAAUAGACAAUCUGCGGCGAGGUCGAAAGAGAGGAAGAUUAGGUAUACUGGUGAGUUGGAGAGGAAGGUUCAGACUUUACAGAAUGAAGCAACAACAUUGUCUGCUCAAGUCACUAUGUUGCAGAGAGGAACAUCAGAGCUGAACACUGAAAAUAAACACCUCAAAAUGCGGCUGCAAGCUUUAGAGCAACAAGCUGAACUUAGGGAUGCUUUGAAUGAAGCGCUGCGGGAUGAACUGAACAGACUUAAGAUAGCCGCUGGAGAAAUUCCUCAAGGGAACGGGAAUUCAUACAACCGUGCUCAAUUCUCGUCUCAGCAAUCGACAAUGAAUCAGUUUGGGAACAACAAGAACCAGCAGAUGAACACAAAUGGGCAGCCAAGCUUCAUGGAUUUCACCAAGAGAGGCUAAGUUUGAUUUUAAAAACUCGAAAUGUUGGCUCGGUUAUAAAAUACUUUAUAUUCAUUUUGGGCUACAAUAUUGGAUGUAUGUAAGUAUGUAUGUAUGCAUGUUAUAUGGCUUGUGUUAGCUUUGAUUGUAUGUCUUUGCAGAUAUGUUUAUCGCGAUA
Molecule: messenger RNA, 1218 nt
Organism: Capsella rubella
Lineage: Eukaryota; Viridiplantae; Streptophyta; Magnoliopsida; Brassicales; Brassicaceae
Product: transcription factor VIP1
Exons: 4
Coding region: 54-1061 (335 amino acids)
Biological process (GO): regulation of DNA-templated transcription
Cellular component (GO): nucleus
Molecular function (GO): DNA-binding transcription factor activity
Source: RefSeq, a predicted model, not a curated record